This is a messenger RNA of Sapajus apella (tufted capuchin), 2085 nucleotides long. RefSeq names its product ubiquitin like 4A (gene UBL4A). NCBI's taxonomy places the organism in Eukaryota, Metazoa, Chordata, Mammalia, Primates, Cebidae. The record is from RefSeq and is a predicted model, not a curated record. Bases 46 to 537 code for a protein of 163 amino acids. Gene Ontology annotation, biological process: post-translational protein targeting to endoplasmic reticulum membrane. Gene Ontology annotation, molecular function: protein binding. The transcript is spliced from 4 exons.
GCGGCGGCGCGCGGCGCGGGGUGGUUGCGCUGCGCGCCCGCCCGAAUGGACGCCGCCGCGGCCGCCAUGCAGCUGACGGUGAAGGCGCUGCAGGGCCGCGAGUGCAGCCUGCAGGUGCCGGAGGACGAGCUGGUGUCCACGCUGAAGCAGCUGGUCUCAGAGAAGCUGAACGUCCCCGUGCGCCAGCAGCGGCUGCUCUUCAAGGGCAAGGCCCUGGCAGAUGGGAAACGACUCUCGGAUUAUAGCAUCGGGCCCAACUCCAAGCUCAACCUAGUGGUCAAACCCCUGGAGAAGGUGCUACUAGAAGGCACUGGCCGGAGACUGGCCGACUCCCCACCCCCACAUGUCUGGCAGCUGAUCUCCAAAGUCUUGGCCCGUCACUUCAGCGCGGCAGAUGCCAGCAGGGUCCUGGAACAGCUACAAAGGGAUUACGAGAGGUCCCUGAGCCGCCUGACGCUGGACGACAUCGAACGGUUGGCCAGCCGCUUCCUGCACCCAGAAGUGACUGAGACGAUGGAGAAGGGUUUCUCCAAAUAGCAUUCUCAGAGUAUGGGGAGGUGCCCAACGCCAGGCCGCGGCUGAACGUCACACAACGUGUGUUCUCCUGCUGUAGUUGGGCUCAUAAUGAUAGCUGCCAGGUACCUGGCUCUGGCUGGGUGCUAGGCACCACUCACAGCCUGACCUGGGUUUGCUUCCACACCCUUGGAAGAGGUGAGCCAGCACAGCGGAGGUGAUGCAGUGGCAGAGCCCCAGUUGGAGUCCAGCAGCUUCUGAAAGUGCCUUGAUGUGACAAGGAGGAAGGGGCUGCUUGGAGAGCUGAGCUCUCGUGUCAUAUUUAGCCCACUGAGAAUAUACACUCAAGCAACUCCCUCCCAAGCCUGAAAGGGGAAGCAGCUGUCACCUGACCUCCGGCGGGUCCAGCAUAACCCUCAGCUCACCGCUGCAGGAGGCCAAGUUGCAGCCAGCCCUGGCUCCCCCAGCUGCUACAGCCAGUGUGCGUUCUACAAAUGGAAAAGCAGGUUGGGGUCAGGGAGUGAGAAAGUCACCCCAGUUCUGUGAUGUGACUUCGGGCAAGUCUCAGUGCCACUUUGCUCCCCAGCCACAGACUCUAUACAGUGAGGGCCGCCACUUCCCGAUCUGAGUCAGUGUCUGCUGCCCUUACCCCAGCUCGGGGUGGGGAGUGUUAACAGUGCUCUUCUCCCUUCUGUUCAGUAAACAAACUGAAGCCAAAAGCAAAGCAUGGCCAAGUGUGACCUAGAGAUGGGUGGCCUGGCCUUUGGUGACACAGCUCUUCUCUGGGGCACCCUGUCUGCUUGUCUCCUCCUCCAGGAAGCAUUAGGGCUGAUGCGUGACUCAGCAAGGCAGUGUCAGAGCUGGGACUGGUGGAGGCGUUCAUCCUCAUCCCCAGCACUUGCCUCCGUGUGGAAGGCGAACACAUCCCGGCCACCUGUGUGCAGGGGCUCACUUCGUAUGCUCCUUGUUGCCUGAGAGGAAACCUUGGGGUGCCAAGGCAGGGGCAGAAGCAUGGGCUGGGUUCCAGUUCCUCCUCCACCCUGCCCUGCGCGUGGGCACUAGAGGACAUCGAAGUGCCUGCUCCUUGGAGGAGGCCCCCUGGUAUGGUAGAGGCUGGAAGGAAGCCACAGGCAGGAAGGCACCACUCCUGCCCCUCCACCCUCGCCAAGGGAGCAGCUCAGCAUGGUCAGGACUGCACGUGCCGGAGACCCUCCUGCCUGGGCCUUGUGGGCCAAAUACUGGGUCCCUGGGCUACAAAUAUGGACAGAGGCCCAACAGGUGAAGGCAUUGAAGAGCACACAAAAGCCCCUGGCCACCCACGAGAGCUGGAAAGCCAUGUGGCUUCAAAGCCAUAUAUGGAGGGACACACUUGUGAGCAUGUGUGGCCUGCAGCUCAGGUGAUACAUUUACCAGGGUUCUUGUUUGGUGCCAGGAAAUUAAUUUUGGAAAGUGAAAUAACAUUAAAGGUGAAUGUGAAACUUCUACUUUGAUCCAAAGGAGCUAUAUUAGCUAGGCUGCUUAUGGUAUCCAAUAAUUGGUUUAAAAAUAAAGGCAAUUUGUUGAAUCAGUAAA